Trichoderma gamsii is the source of this 831-nucleotide messenger RNA. RefSeq lists its product as hypothetical. The record is from RefSeq and is a predicted model, not a curated record. The transcript is spliced from 3 exons. NCBI's taxonomy places the organism in Eukaryota, Fungi, Ascomycota, Sordariomycetes, Hypocreales, Hypocreaceae. The coding region runs from base 1 to 831 and encodes 276 amino acids.
AUGAGAAGCUCUAUCGGAGAGAACGAAGUCUAUGAGCCUCCAGUUAUGUACACUGAAUCUUGGUUCAGAGUUGGACUGAGCCAUGAAAUUCGUGAGACUCUUUUUUUUGAGCAAAGCGCUCUGAAGGGAGUCAGCCUGCGGUCUGAGACUUACAGCCAGGACGGAACAGAUAAGGCUGGUCUGCCUUUUAUGAUCUCGCAGCUGUCAUACGAUGUUGAACUGGUCCAGCCACGAGGGUCCAACAAGCAUUCUGUGGCCCAGAUGAACACACGAGAGAAACUUUCCAUCGAGAAUGAAAGAAACAUGCAAGACCCACGAACCACGCAUGGAAUCAUUCUUAAAACCAAUUCAUACGACGACGUGGAAGAGAGCCUGCAAAUUGUUUGUCCUCGUACCGAGCAGGCUGCAUUCGAUGACUACGCCCGCGAAGUCACAGAACAAUACAACUUUCGCAAACCGCUGGCGUGGAAGCAGCAAGAGCAUGAGAUCCUCAGCUUAUCGUUCGCUGGGAUUCUGAGCGUUGACGCAGCUCGCGAAUACGACUUUGACGGGCUACCCAAGAGGAAGUGUGCGACGACAUGGAAGGCUAUAUGCAGUGAAAACAGAGCCUUUUACGAAGACUCUUUUCUCCUGAACAGGCUCGCCGAGGCAUUUUUGAUUUUGGAUCACACAUAUGCUCUUGCCUUCACACCCAAGAUUUUGGACAAAAUCGAACUGGGUCUACGCAGUUAUAAAGUUUCAGGUUCAGUUGAUGUUUUGAAGACAGGCAAGUAUGUCAAGUUGAAAGACAGAGAUGGGUGGUGGUGUUGCGAUGUCAGUCGCUGUGGGUGA